UGGCGCGGCGUCUCGUCAGUCGACGCUCCGCCCGGGAAGGCGCGGGCGGGGGCGGCCGGCGCCAGUGCGGGCAGGGGGCGUGCUUGCGGGCGCUGAGGGCCGCUCGCCAUGGCUGGCGUGGAGCUGUACUCGCAUCCCGCGCUGUACACGCGCUACCGGGCUGGGUUCUGCUCCGCCGCUGCACUGGCGCUGUUGCUCAUCACGGCGCUCACCUAUGUGCCGCCGCUGCUGGUGGCCUACCGGAGCCACGGUGAGCGCCGCUGGACCCCACUCGGCCUGGCCGGGUCUGGCGCAGCCCUGAAAUCUCGUGCUGUUUCUGCCCUCAGGUUUCUGGCUGAAGCAGAGCGCGUACCUGGAGCAGCCCACUGUUCGUUUCCGGUACGAGGCUCUCUUCGUCGCCACCAUCGGGUCCGGCCCGGGCAGCUUCUUGGCGUGGAGCACAUUCCCAGCGUUCAACAGGCUCCAGGAGGACCGGCUCCGAGUCCCGCUCCUGUCGGUAGGCCUGCCGGGGGCGGCCCGGCAACACUGGCGAGAAGCGAGGCUGCAGAGUGGGGCCAGUGGACCGGCAGCCGGCUCAGGGCACGAGUGCUGAUGGCGCUUUUGAGCGGGUGGCCCGUCAGGCACUGCUGCAUUCAGAUGAGAGAAGAAGACAAAAAUCAAGAUGGCAAAAUGGAUCAGUUGCAUUUUAAACUGGAACUUCCAUUACAACCAACAGAGCAUGUAGUUGGCGUUCAGCUGAUUCUACUCUUUUCCUACCAGCUUUAUAGAAUGUCAACAUUUGUGAUGCAGAGCAUGGCUUUUCUUCAGUUUUUUUCUCCUGUGCCAGGGUCUCAACUCUAUAUGAAUGGAGACUUGAAAUUAAACCAGAGGCAAUUACUUAACCACUGUGGACUGGAUACCAGAUACAAUGUGUCUGUGGUCAAUGGCACAAGCCCUUUUGCAAGUGACUAUGAUCUGGCAAACAUCAUUGCAGCAUAUUGGGAUAGAAAUGUGACAACAGUCUUUUCAGAUCCCAGCCCUGUUUGGAUGACUGGAAGAGCAACGGAUACGCCAUUUAUCAUUAAUGCCACUAUUCAUUACCCAGUGGAAGUUAUCUUAUAUCAGCCAGGAUUUUGGGAAAUUAUGAAAUUUGCCUGGAUCCAGUAUGUCAGCAUCCUCCUUAUCUUUCUUUGGGUGUUCGGUAGGAUUAAGACAUUUUUGUUCCAGAAUCAGGUGUUGACUACAAUUCCAGUAUCCCCAGUUCUGCCUGUAUCUCCAGUACUAUCCUACAAACAGCACCAGUCCUGAAGAGAUACCUGAGAAGACUUUAUAGAAAUGCCAUUCAAAAAUAGUUACCUGAUUUUAUUCUCUAUACACUUCUUACUUCAGAAGGUCAGAAUUUUGUAAGUAUAUUUUAAGUAUGCUCUGUUUGUGCAUUGUUUUUUAAAAUACAUGUUAAUUCACCUAAUUUCUUUAGGAACACUGCUUUGGAGCUGGAAAAGUUUAUAUAUUUGACAGUAAAAAACAGCCUAGUUAUUUUUUUGCAACUGGAAUAUGCGUUAAAAACCAUUUUGAAAACUGAAAAUAAAAAUACGCUAAAAGUAACAACA
Messenger RNA from Zonotrichia leucophrys gambelii, 1589 nucleotides. It is a transcript of the gene TMEM231, whose product is annotated as transmembrane protein 231. Gene Ontology annotation, cellular component: ciliary membrane; ciliary transition zone. The record is from RefSeq and is a predicted model, not a curated record. The transcript has 6 exons. NCBI's taxonomy places the organism in Eukaryota, Metazoa, Chordata, Aves, Passeriformes, Passerellidae. Bases 109 to 1287 code for a protein of 392 amino acids. Gene Ontology annotation, biological process: regulation of protein localization; cilium assembly.